Messenger RNA from Folsomia candida, 1883 nucleotides. RefSeq lists its product as uncharacterized. The transcript is spliced from 2 exons. The record is from RefSeq and is a predicted model, not a curated record. The coding region runs from base 564 to 1487 and encodes 307 amino acids. Lineage: Eukaryota; Metazoa; Arthropoda; Collembola; Entomobryomorpha; Isotomidae.
UUUGUGAUUGUGCAUGAUUAUUUUCACAUACAGCAAAAUGUAUGGAGGAUGAUAUUUGGUGGAUGGAUGACGCAUUUUUGCUUAUAUCUCUUACUUUUGGGACAGCCGAAUUUAGCUAAUUUUUGUGGUUAUGCAUAACUUUUGUGAAUUGAAUCAAAUCUCAAUGAACCUUUGCAUGAAGAUGUAGCAAUACUUUAGUCAUAAUAUAAUAAAACUUUGGGCCUCAGGACAAAGCUAUUAAAAAAUAGCUGCAUUUUCUAAAAUCAUCUCUCCAUUUUGAGACAAAUUGUGUUUAUUCCUUACAACAGCUGAAGUUUCCACGUGUCCUUGGUGUAUGCCUAAUUUUAUUGAUUAGUUUGAGGCACUCCGGUGUUUAACGUGCAAAUCAGGAUUGAGUAGAAAAACCCUUGGGUUUCACUACUUUUAACGGCGUUGCAGGUGGAUGGUUUCUAAAGAGGUGUCCUUUGCGCCAUACAUUAUAUGCACUAGUUGCUAGUACCAACUGCUCAUCUUUAUCUUCGGAUAUUACCAAUUAAUAACCACAAAAACCGUCUUCAUUAGAUAUGGCAUCAUAUCAUCUUCAUUUACGGCACAAACUCCCUUGGCAUUUAUUCUCCCAGGACUACGUGAACAAAUGUCCUGUGGGGAUCGAACUUCCCAUCGGGGAAUGUAACAAGAUCCACUUGACGAGUAAGAAGGUCCAACUUCAGGUCAAGCAUCGACCUUACCUCUCAGAUCAGAUAUGCCCCUGUUCACCAGAUGCCUGUAAAUCCAUCGGCAAGACAGCAUUAUUCUACAAGGAGGUUCCCAACCCUGAAAAAAGUGGUCAUGAUUUAGGAUCCCAUCAGAAUACAGCCAACUUGACGAAGCGUUGGGACCAAUUUUUCACCGCAUUUUCCUCCACGAUUGUCGAAUUUGCUCACUCCCAGCGUGAAAAAGUGUCAUCUAGAGUUAUAAAAAGUGACAAGGAUCAACUCCUCGUCUGGAAGAGAAUCAUGGAACGAGAGAACCUUCCAGAAAAGCGUAUUUGUGCCAGAGAGGUGUGUGACGCUUUCACGGAUCUAAUUGAGGUCGGUGAUGUCGACAUACUUCUUGGUUUCUCGGAUGAGACGAUAAAGUUGGUAUUUGCUUGUCAGCAUGGUGGCCAAGCAGUGGGGAACAAUAUCCAGUUCUUACUCAAUUCUUUGUGGACUGUGUAUUUCUAUACAAAUCUCAUAAUGAUGUAUGGGCUGGAAAACCAGCCAGAAAAAUGGGGUCCAAUGACAUCCAGUAAACGCAACUUUAGAACGAGUGACUGUGACGGGCAAGGAUUUCUUAGUGGGAGUCGCAAAUUUCUAGGAGAGGAAGUUUACAUGAAGGAUUUGGUCGAAAUGAAAACCAUGUGCAAAAGUAUUUUCAGAUUCUUCUACUUGACCGAAAUGCUGUGGAGGGAGGUGUACAAGAGGUCGUACCCUUGGGAGAAUAUUGCAUACAUGUUAAAUUAUUAAAUUACUCUUGAUCUUUAAAAGUAUAAUAUGCCUUCAUUUUAUGAAAUUGAAUAUGCCAAUGAAAAUAUGAGUAAAGACUGUAAAAUAGUUAUUUUGUACUCUCUUUUUACUAAACUUAACCAAAUUCAACUACUACACUUAUAUCAUUUAUAAGAUAAGAAAGAUAACCUUAACAACAAAGAUGUAAAUAUAAUAAGCCUUGCGUGAUAUUCGGAAUAUAUUCAUGCAAUAUUAACCGAAAAAUGUAAAGACUUAAAUAAUUGAGAUUUGAACAAUUUUAUGAAAUAAAUCCAAGUUAGUAGAUUAGAGCUACAACAACAUUUGAAGCGGUUAUCAUAACAGGUAGGAGUUUGAUUGAGUUGAAUGAAUGUCUAAUAAAAAAAAUUUAGUAGCAAA